Daucus carota subsp. sativus is the source of this 879-nucleotide messenger RNA. RefSeq lists its product as uncharacterized. NCBI's taxonomy places the organism in Eukaryota, Viridiplantae, Streptophyta, Magnoliopsida, Apiales, Apiaceae. The transcript has a single exon. The record is from RefSeq and is a predicted model, not a curated record. The coding region runs from base 1 to 879 and encodes 292 amino acids.
AUGAGGGGCAUGAGAGAAAGGCUUGCAAGAAAAUUGAAAUCCAUAUCCACAAUCACCAAUUUGAAACAAGGCCUAGUUUUUCAGGUAAAUGCUGCUGAUCAAUGUAAAGAACUUGGGCAUGCAUAUGAUAGCCUACAUGAUGUAGUUCCUUACAAGAUCAGCUUAUCGGAACUCAUAAACAAUGUUGAAGAUGAAGAUUUUGAUGAUUGCAAUGUUGAAGAUGAAGAUUUUGAUCAGGGUUUCCAUGUUACUGAAAGGCAAUCACAAGCCUGUAACUUGGACAAGUCAGAAGGAAUUCUGAGCAAUAAAUCUCUAGCAAUUUCAGAACCAAUGGUCAUCGAAAACAGCACUACUGUGAAAGAAGUCAUGGAUGAUAUUGAACUACAUUCAUCAUUGUCUGAUUUUGAAGAAAAAUGUCCACCAGGAGGAAGCGACUCGGUCAUUCUGUACACAACAAGCUUGAGAGGAAUAAGAAAGACUUUCGAGGAUUGUAGCACAAUAAGGUUUCUUCUGGAAAGCUUUCGGAUUUUGUACCUUGAGAGGGAUGUUUCAAUGCACAUGAAAUUCAGAGAGGAGCUUUGGAAGAUCAUGGAAGGUAAAAUAGUUCCUCCGCGACUCUUCAUCAGAGGAAGACUUAUUGGAGGAGCAGAUGAGGUUGUUCGAUUGCACGAGCAAGGGCAGUUAAGGAAGCUCCUGGAAGGGAUACCAAAAACGGCAUAUAACUGCCCCUGCCAUGGUUGUGCAGGGGUACGUUUUAUUGUGUGUGUCAGCUGUAAUGGUAGUCGAAAGAUGAGUGUCGAUGACCAAAGUUAUGAAAAUCCAGUCAGAUGCCCGGAUUGCAACGAAAAUGGACUAGUCCAAUGCCCCAUUUGCAGCUGA